This is a messenger RNA of Engraulis encrasicolus (European anchovy), 5921 nucleotides long. Its product is annotated as dedicator of cytokinesis protein 1-like. The transcript is spliced from 52 exons. The record is from RefSeq and is a predicted model, not a curated record. Gene Ontology annotation, cellular component: cytoplasm; plasma membrane. The coding region runs from base 123 to 5735 and encodes 1870 amino acids. Gene Ontology annotation, biological process: small GTPase-mediated signal transduction; myoblast fusion; cell migration. Gene Ontology annotation, molecular function: guanyl-nucleotide exchange factor activity; small GTPase binding. NCBI's taxonomy places the organism in Eukaryota, Metazoa, Chordata, Actinopteri, Clupeiformes, Engraulidae.
UCGGUGGAAAAUGGCGGCCAGAGGUGGAACGGCACAUCAACAGUGAAAACAAAAAGUCCAGAGAAAACUAAAGGAGCUACUCUACUCAACACACGGCCCAGGGGCAGAAAAAAAGUUCGUUGAUGAGAAUGACUCGCUGGGUACCCACGAAAAAGGAGAAGUACGGCGUCGCGAUCUAUAACUAUGACGCCCGCGGAGAGGAGGAGCUGUCACUACAGAUUGGGGACACCGUACACAUACUGGAGACAUACGAAGGAUGGUACAGGGGAAACCGGCUGAGGAGGAGGUCGAAAAAGGGGGUGUUCCCUGCCUGCUACAUCCACCUGAAAGAGGCCACCGUGGAGGGCAAUGGGCAGAAGGAGACAGUGAUUCCUAAUGAGCUGCCCCUGGUACAGGAGGUCACCACCACACUACGGGAAUGGGCAUCGAUAUGGAGAGACCUCUAUGUGGGAGACAAGCGUGAGAUGUUCAACUGUGUGCGUGAGAUGAUCUACGACCUGAUCGAGUGGCGCUCCCAGAUCCUGUCGGGCACGCUGCCCCAGGACGAGCUGACCGAACUCAAGCAGAGAGUCACAUCCAAGAUGGACUACGGAAACAAAUACCUGGAUCUGGACCUGGUGGUGCGGAAUAAAGACGGCAACAUCCUGGACCCGGACCUCACCAGCACCAUCAGCCUGUUCCGCGCCCACGAGGCGGCCUCACGCCAGAUAGAGGAACGCAUCCAGGAGGAGAAGUCCCAGAAGCAGAACAUGGACCUGACCCGGCAGGCCAAGUUUGCCUCGACUCCGUCCUUCGCCCUCUUCGUCACCCUGAAGAACGUGGUCUGCAAGAUCGGAGAGGACGCCGAGGUGCUCAUGUCCCUCUACGACCCUGUGGAGUCCAAAUUCAUCAGUGAGAACUACCUAGUGAAGUGGUCAAGCUCUGGGCUGGUGAAGGAUCUAGAUCAGCUUCACAAUCUGCGUGCGGUAUUCACGGACCUGGGCAGUGAGGAUCUGAAGCGGGAGAAGAUCAGCUUCGUGUGUCAGAUUGUGCGUGUGGGCCGCAUGGAGCUGCGGGACAACAACACCAAGAAGCUGACCACGGGGCUGCGGAGACCGUUUGGAGUCGCAGUCAUGGACGUCACAGACAUCAUCACCGGCAAGAUGGACGAUGAGGACAAGCAGCACUUCAUCCCCUUCCAGACGGUAGCCGGUGAGAGUGACUUCCUCCAGUCUGUCAUCAACAAGGUCAUCGCUGCCAAGGAGGUCAACCACAAGGGCCAAGGUCUGUGGGUGACCCUGAAGCUCCUCCCUGGUGACAUCCAUCACAUCCGCAAAGACUUCCCCCACCUGGUCGACCGCUCCACAGCAGUGGCACGCAAGAUGGGCUUCCCUGAGAUCAUCAUGCCAGGUGACGUGAGGAACGACAUCUAUGUCACCCUGGUCCAGGGAGAGUUUGACAAGGGCAGCAAGACGACCCCCAAGAACGUGGAGGUCACCAUGUCCGUAUACGACGAGGACGGCAAGAAACUGGAGAAUGUCAUCUUCCCGGGAGCUGGAGAUGAGGGCAUCUUGGAGUACAAGUCUGUGAUCUACUAUCAAGUCAAACAACCGCGCUGGUUUGAGACAAUCAAGGUUGCCAUUCCUAUUGAGGACGUCAACAGGAGCCACCUCCGCUUCACCUUCAGACACAGAUCAUCUCAGGACUACAAAGACAAAUCAGAGAAGAUCUUCGCCCUGUCCUUCGUCAAGCUGAUGAGGUACGACGGCACCACGCUGCGAGACGGCGAGCAUGACCUCAUCGUCUACAAGGCCGAAGCAAAGAAGACGGAGGACGCAUCCCUGUACCUGAACCUGCCGGCCACCAAGGUGGAGCUGGAGGAGAAGGGGUACCCCACCACGGGGAAGAGCAUGCAGAACCUGGGGAACUGCACCAUCACCAAGGACUCCUUCCAGAUCGCCACCCUCGUCUGCUCCACCAAACUCACACAGAAUGUGGACCUGCUGGGUCUCCUGAAGUGGCGCUCCAACACCAGCCUCCUGCAGCAGAACCUGCGACAGCUCAUGAAGGUCGAGGGGGGAGAAGUGGUCAAGUUUCUGCAAGACACGCUGGACGCCCUCUUCAACAUCAUGAUGGAGAACUCCGACAGCGACACGUUUGACACCCUGGUGUUUGAUGCUCUGGUCUUCAUCAUUGGCCUGAUAGCCGACAGGAAGUUCCAGCACUUCAACCCCGUGCUGGAGACCUACAUCCGCAAACACUUCAGUGCCACCCUGGCCUACACGAAACUGACCAAGGUGCUGAAGAACUACGUGGACAACGCUGAGAAGUUGACGGAUCAGCUGCUGAAGGCCAUGAAGGCUCUGGAGUACAUCUUCAAGUUCAUCGUGCGCUCCAGAGUGCUGUUUAAUCAGCUGUAUGAGAAUAAGGGGGAGGCGGACUUCAUGGAGUCCUUGAGGGAUCUCUUCACCUCCUUUAACAACAUGAUGAACAGCAGUGCUGAGACCACCAGCAUGGUCAAGGGUGCCGCUUUGAAGUACAUCCCGACCAUCGUCAACGACGUCAAGCAGGUGUUUGAUCCCAAGGAACUGAGUAAACUCUUUACUGAGUUCAUCCUGAAGGUGCCAGCAGGCCGCCUGGUGAAGCAGAAGCUCUCCUGCAUGAUUGACAUUGUGGACAGUGACCUCUUCACACAGCACGACUGCAGGGAGAUCCUGCUGCCGCUGAUGACGGAGCAGCUGAAGCUUCACAUGGAGCAGCAUGAGGACCUGGAGGCCUGCUGUCAGCUACUGAGCAAUAUACUGGAGGUCCUAUACCGCACAGACGUGGGUCCAACUCAAUGGCACAUCGAGGUGAUCAUGGAGAAGCUUCUGAGAACAGUCAACCGGACGGUCAUCUGCUUGGGGCGAGAGUCACCACUCAUAGGCAGCUUCGUGGCCAGCAUGACCGCUACUCUGCGCCAGAUGGAGGACUACCACUACGCUCAUCUCAUCGGCACCUUCGGCAAAAUGAGGACGGAUGUGGUGGAUUUCCUAAUGGAAACAUUUAUCAUGUUCAAGGAUCUCAUUGGCAAGAAUGUCUACCCUGGCGACUGGGUUAUAAUGAACAUGAUGCAGAAUAAGGUCUUCUUGAGGGCCAUCAAUCAGUAUGCCACGGUGCUGAACAAGAAGUUCCUGGACCAGACCAACUUCGAGCUCCAGUUGUGGAAUAAUUACUUCCACUUGGCGGUGGCUUUCCUGACCCAGGAGUCUCUGCAGCUGGAGAACUUCUCCAGCGACAAACGGGCCAAGAUCUUCCACAAGUACCAAGACAUGAGGAGGCAGAUCGGAUUCGAGAUCAGAGAUAUGUGGUAUAACUUAGGUCCCCACAAGAUCAAGUUCAUACCAGAGAUGGUUGGUCCGAUCCUGGAGAUGACGCUGGUGCCGGAGAUCGAGCUGCGCAAGGCCACCAUCCCCAUCUUCUUCGACAUGAUGCAGUGCGAAUUCCACUUCACACGCAGCUUCCAGAUGUUUGAGAACGAGAUCAUCACCAAGCUGGACCACGAGGUGGAAGGAGGACGAGGAGACGAGCAGUACAAAGUCCUCUUCCAGAAAAUUCUCCUAGAGCACUGCCGUAAGCAUAAGUACUUGGCCAAGAGCAAGCCUUCAGAGCAGGAGACCGGCGAGAACUUUGUGACGCUGGUGGUGCGUCUUCUGGAGCGUCUCCUUGACUACCGGACCAUCAUGCACGACGAGAACAAGGAGAACCGCAUGAGCUGCACCGUCAACGUCCUGAACUUCUACAAAGAGAUCGAGAGAGAAGAGAUGUACAUCAGGUACCUGUACAAGCUGUGUGACCUCCACAAAGAGUGUGACAACUACACUGAAGCUGCAUACACACUGCUGCUACAUGCCAAGCUACUUAAGUGGUCUGAGGAUCCGUGUGCUGCCCACCUCACCCAGCGAGACGGCUGCCAGGCCUCCACCCAGUGCCAGCUCAAAGACCACCUCUACCAGGAGAUCAUCAACUACUUCGACAAGGGAAAGAUGUGGGAGGAGGCCAUCAUCCUGGGCAAGGAGCUGGCGGAGCAGUAUGAAAACGAGAUGUUUGACUUCGAGCAGCUCAGCGCAUUGUUGCGAAAGCAAGCUCAGUUCUAUGAGAACAUCGUGAAGGUGAUUCGGCCGAAGCCUGACUACUUUGCGGUGGGAUACCACGGCCUGGGUUUCCCCUCCUUCCUCAGGAAUAAGAUGUUUAUCUACCGGGGUAAAGAGUACGAGAGGAGGGAGGACUUUGAGGCGCGCCUGCUGACCCAGUUCCCCAACGCUGAGAAGAUGAAGAUCACCACCCCACCUGGAGAGGAGAUACGCACCUCACCUGCACAGUGUAUCCUCUACUGUUAUAGUUUCUACACUGUCAAUGAAGUAAACAAGUUUCAGUAUUCCAGACCUAUCAGGAAAGGGGAGAAGGACCCUGAUAACGAGUUUGCAAACAUGUGGAUCGAGAGGACGACUUACGUCACCGCCUACAAGCUGCCUGGCAUUCUGCGAUGGUUUGAAGUCAAGUCCUUCUCCACGGAGGAGAUCAGUCCUUUGGAGAACGCCAUGGAGACGAUGCACCUGGCGAAUGAGAAGAUCAACAACAUGGUGCAGAGGCAUCUGAACGACACCAACCUUCCCAUCAACCCCCUGUCCAUGCUGCUCAACGGCAUCGUAGACCCGGCAGUCAUGGGGGGCUUCACAAACUACGAGAAGGCCUUCUUCACAGACAAGUACAUCCAGGAGCACCCUGAGGACCGCGACAAGAUUGACAAGCUCAAGGACCUGAUUGCCUGGCAGAUCCCGUACCUGGCGGAUGGCGUUCGUAUCCAUGGAGAGAAGGUGACGGAGGCUCUGCGGCCCUUCCACGAGCGCCUGGAGGCCUGCUUCAAGCAGCUCAGAGAGAAGGUGGAGAAGCAGUACGGGGUCAAGACUCUGCCGGGUGCUGAUGAGCGUCGCGGUGGCCAGAGGCCUCGCUCCAUGGUGCGUUCCUUCACCAUGCCCUCCUCCCAGCGCCCGCUGUCUGUCGCCUCCGUCACCUCCAUCUCCUCCGACAACUCCCCUUCCAGGCCCGGCUCCGAUGGGUUCACUCUGGAGCCCCUGCUGCCUAAGAAAGUGCACUGCAAGUCCCAGGACAAGCUGGACCGUGACGAGGCGGAGAGGGAGCGCAAGGACAAGGAGAAGAAGAAGGAGAAGAGGAACAGCAAACACCAGGAGAGCUUCGACAAGGAGCUCAAGACCACCACCGAGAUCCCCACGCAGGCAUCCGACACAGUCAUCCUCUCAGAAAUGAUCAGUCCCCUGCGUCCUCAGAGGCCUAAGAGUCAGGUGAUCAACCUGCUGGCCCCUGACCGGCGUCUCUCCGUGUCCCCAGGGCCUCCCACCCCGUCUGCAGGGGCCACUGCGGUGUCAGCAGCGGCGACCCCCCCGGGGGCCCCUCCUCCCAUCACCCCGCGGGCCAAGCUAUCCUUCAGCCUGCUCUCGGGAUCCAACCUGGAGCUGAAUGGGAUGGGCUGUGGAGAGAAAGGGGAAGUCCCGCCCCCGCUGCCCAUGAAGGGAAGCACGGCCGACUACGGAAACCUGAUGGACCUGAACCCUGAACUGGCCAGCCCGACUACGCCACCCCCUCCCCCACCACACCACAGGCAUCUGCCUCCGCCGCUGCCGAGCAAGACUCCUCCUCCACCGCCCCCAAAGACAACGAGGAAGCAGAACUCCAUCGAUUCAGGAAUUGUCCAAUGAGGAGGAAGCAGAAUUCCAUCGAUUCAGGAAUUGUCCAAUGAGGAGGAAGCAGGCCUCAAUCGAUUCAGGAAUCGUCCAAUGAGGAGCUACACUAACGUGUCAGGAGGAACAAAGCAAACUGUAUUGAACUGAACCAAACCUGAACAAACAUUGACCAACCCCCCACCCCCCCACAAUCCACACACA